Molecule: messenger RNA, 507 nt
Organism: Fragaria vesca subsp. vesca
Lineage: Eukaryota; Viridiplantae; Streptophyta; Magnoliopsida; Rosales; Rosaceae
Exons: 3
Coding region: 1-507 (168 amino acids)
Source: RefSeq, a predicted model, not a curated record
AUGUCUAAGAUUGUGAGAGGGUCUGUGGAGGAGCCUGAAGAUGCCAUAUAUUAUAUGGCUGCAAUUGCAGAAAAGUUUGAGGAAAGUGAGAAGGCUGAAGGUGCUAGACUGCAUAAGGAAUUCCAUGAGCUUAAGUAUGAUGGAAAUGGCAGUGUUAGGGAGCACAUCAUGCAUAAGGUGUUGUUGAAUGGGAAGCUCAGAGACUUGAGGAUGGGAGUUUCAGAUGCACAAAUUGUGCAUGAAGCCCUGAUCCGCAAUGAGGCUGGACCAUUCACUGCAGUCAACUUGGUGGAAAAGCCCAAGUGGAAGAAGAAGAAUAAGAACAAGGUUAAGCAAACCACCAAUUUUAAGGUAUCCGGGAAACCUGCAAAAACCAAGAGUGACAAAUCAUUUAAGUAUAAGUGCUUCUUCUGUAAAAAGAUGGGGCACAUGAAGGAGUGUUCGGGGUUUAAAGCUUGGAUGAUAAAGAAAGGGUUUAAUAAGGAGGAGGGCUCCAAGGACAAAUGA